This is a messenger RNA of Propithecus coquereli (Coquerel's sifaka), 2251 nucleotides long. It is a transcript of the gene RFWD3, whose product is annotated as ring finger and WD repeat domain 3. NCBI's taxonomy places the organism in Eukaryota, Metazoa, Chordata, Mammalia, Primates, Indriidae. Gene Ontology annotation, biological process: interstrand cross-link repair; protein ubiquitination; double-strand break repair via homologous recombination. The coding region runs from base 59 to 2191 and encodes 710 amino acids. Gene Ontology annotation, molecular function: protein binding; ubiquitin protein ligase activity. Gene Ontology annotation, cellular component: nucleus; site of double-strand break. The transcript has 12 exons. The record is from RefSeq and is a predicted model, not a curated record.
AGGUAACUAGCGAAACUUCGGCGGAGGCCAGCCCGGUCGCUUCCCACUGGCUUUAGUGAUGGCUCAUGAAGCAAUGGAACAUGAGCUUCAGGUGCAGUUAGACCGUGAUGCUGCAGAACAACCAUCUCCUGCUGAAGUGGCUGGCAGUCAGGGGGUCCUGCCUCUGCUCCAGCCUGUCCCUGCUGAAGUGGUGAGCAGCCAAGGGGGACCACUCCUGCUCCAGCCUGCUCCACAGGUGUCCAUUGACCUGACAGAGGAAGAGGUGCUCUCAGGUGAAGAGCGUGUGGAGAACAUUGAUCCAGGAGCUUCAGAGGAGCAAAGGCAGGGAUCUGGUGCUACCCACACCAUCCAAGCACCUUCAGUCGACUCAAUGAACACCUUCAUCACUGGGCUGCAGAGACUUCAUGGCAUGCUGGAAUUCCUGAGACCUCAAAGUUCAGACCACAGUGUGGGGCCAAUGAGACCGAGGAGAAGGAGGAGGAGGGGGCCUACCUCACGGAGGGCAAGAGUUGGAGGGUCUCAGAGGACAGACAGUGCCAGGUUGAGAGCACCAUUGGCUGCUUACUUCCAAGUGACCAGGACCCAGUUUCACAUGCCACCUGUCUCUUAUGAUUCAGAGACUAGUAAUUCCAUGCCCGAAGACUUGGAGGUGUCUAGUGGUUCUGAUUCUGACAGUGACGGCUCUACAGAGGAUGGACAGGCAGUUGUCCAAGCAGAGGAACCUGGAGCUGUCAUUGUAGAAGGUUCCAUCCACCAGCAGUCUCCCCAGAAGCCCAACUCUCUUCUGCCUUCUGCUUCUAUGGAUGAAGACGAAGGGGAAACCUGCACAAUAUGUUUGGAACAGUGGACCAACGCCGGGGACCACCGUCUCGCAGCAUUACGCUGUGGGCACCUCUUUGGGUAUAGUUGCAUUUCUAAGUGGCUCAAGGGACAAGCACGAAAAUGUCCCCAGUGCAACAAGAAAGCCAAGCACAGUGACAUCGUUGUCCUUUAUGCCCGAACCCUGAGAGCUUUGGACACUAGUGAACAGGAACGUGUGAAAAGUUCCCUCCGAAAGGAGCAGAUGCUAAGAAAGCAGGCCGAGCUAGAAUCGGCACAGUGCCGGCUCCAACUUCAGGUCCUCACUGAUGAGUGCACUAAGCUACAUAGUCGUGUUCAGGACUUGCAAAAACUUAUUUUGAAUCAUCGGGAUGAGAUUAUGCAGCAACCCAGUGGCUCCCAAGCAGGUAUCCUGAGGUGCCUGCCCCCAAGCCAGGGCCAGCACAAGUACCACUUCCAGAAGACCUUCACAGUGUCUCAGACAGGAAACUGCCGAAUCAUGGCAUACUCCAAUGCUCUGAGCUGCCUGGUGGUGUCGCAACCUUCUCCUCAGGCCUCCUUUCUUCCAGGCUUUGGUGUUAAGAUGUUGAGUACUGCCAACAUGAAAAGCAGUCAGUACAUUCCGAUGCAUAGCAAACAGAUCCGAGGACUGGCUUUCAGCAGUCGGUCCAAAGGCUUACUACUCUCUGCUUCUCUAGACAACACCAUUAAACUGACCAGAUGCAGAAUAUUUUAUGUAGCGGAGUUUGGAGCAGUCCAAGUUUUGGAAUGUGAGACAUGGUUUCCUUUCUUUUCCUGCAGAUGCCCACUGGUGUCCCUGUCAUACAUACCCAGAGCUGCCUCAGGUGCAUUUCCAUAUGGUGGGGUGCUGGCUGGAACCUUGGAGAACGCUUCCUUCUGGGAACUGAGAAUGGGUUUUUCUCAUUGGCCUCAUGUGCUGCCCUUGGAGCCAGGAGGCUAUGUAGACUUUCAGACAGAGAGCAGCACCCGGCACUGUCUUGUGACCUACAGGCCUGAUAAAAACCACAAGACCAUACGAAGCGUGCUGAUGGAGAUGUCCUAUACACUGAAUGACACUGGAGAGCCAAUCUGCUCCUGCCAUCCUGUACAAACAUUCCUUGGGGGAUCCACUUGUAAACUCCUGACCAAAAGUGCCAUUUUCCAAAACCCACAGAAUGAUGGCAGCAUACUGGUGUGUACUGGGGAUGAAGCAUCAAAUUCAGCCCUGCUAUGGGAUGCUGGCAGUGGCUCAUUGCUGCAGGACCUGAAGACUGAUCAGCCUAUCUUGGACAUCUGCCCAUUUGAGGUGAACCAUAACAGCUACUUGGCUACCUUAACAGGGAAGAACGUCCUCAUCUAUCAGUGGGAGUGACCAUGGUCUUGAGAUCUUUCAGGCAUGCUGCUGGUUAACUUCAAAUGUUUGCUAGUACCU